Molecule: messenger RNA, 4044 nt
Organism: Leishmania mexicana MHOM/GT/2001/U1103
Lineage: Eukaryota; Euglenozoa; Kinetoplastea; Trypanosomatida; Trypanosomatidae
Product: putative CPSF-domain protein
Exons: 1
Coding region: 1-4044 (1347 amino acids)
Cellular component (GO): nucleus
Molecular function (GO): protein binding; nucleic acid binding
Source: RefSeq, a predicted model, not a curated record
AUGUACGUUUUGUCAACAUCGCGCCCGUCCACGGCGGCAUUUGGGGCUGCAGUUGGCAACUUCUGUGGCGACGGGACGACCUACGUCGCGCUGAAUCGUGGCACGCUUCUCUCCCUCUACGUGCUUCGCCAGGGCAACUCUGGGAUUGACCACGUACAAGACUUCCGCCUGCACUGCACUUUGAAAUAUGUGCGACCCGUUCUCAUUGUAGAUUCCGCGGCACCGCAGAAAUGCUCACGCCACCUUCUCUUUCUGUGCACCGUCAAGCAGCAGAUUGUCCUCGCUGCUCUUGAGACAUCUACAGAGCUCAGCCGCGGAGCAUCACCGCUGCGGAUGACAACGCUAUUCCAAGGCGCGCCGGGUGACUGCCUGUACCAGUAUGACCCCGGCGAUGUCGAGUUGUGCUGCUGCUCCAGCGCGGUCGCGGGCGCAGGCGGGUCGCCCCCGUUCGUUGUCUUUGCCCUGACACGUGGGGAGCUCUUUGUUUUCGAUUGCUUUGCUGCCCUCGCCCGGGACGCGGUCAAGCGCAAGCAAAACGGAAACCUGACGCGUUUGCUUUCCCCAGAGCUGAUGACGAGCGUCGCUCGGCGCGCAAAAGCGGACAUCUUCUCCCACUGCUACAUGGACUGCGCAGAGUACGACGUAAGAGACAUCUCCUUUGGGUUUCCCUCCCCAUGGCUGAAGGGGCAGGUGCACGGCCCGGCACCGCGGCCUGGCGCGGCGGCAAUGAGGGGGGACAACGCUCCCGCGUCCACCUCUCUGUUCGUGCUCUACGGUGACCCGUACGGCAAGGUGCACGUGUCGGAGUAUGAGCUUGCCGUAUCCCCUGUCGCGGAGGCCGAGGCGGCGAGCGAGACUAGCAGCGUGGAGAGCUCAAUCCGUCAACCAGCUCGUCCGCCACCCUAUCCUGCCGAGUUCGGCACGCCGACUCGUCGAGUGCGCCGUUGCGGAUUGCUGCAGGCGAAUGUCGAUCCUACGGCAUCGCGCAUCGUUCCUAGUCGCCACGGCCUGUUCGUUGUGGGCAAUCACCUUGUGACGCUUAUCCAGCAAGUCCGGCCGCGCAAGGGCGUGCUUUCGCGCGAGAUCCCUUCGCGGCAGGCUAUCCUGGAUGUGAGCUGCGCGUCCGUCUCCGCCGACGCGUCAGAACUCGUGAUCGGGUUCAGUGACGGUGUCCUCGCACGGGUGACGGUCAUCUCUAGGGGCAUGGGCAGCGAAGACCCUGAGUUGGCGUUUCGCUUUUUGUCUCAUCCGGCACCGACAAUCCCGACGGAGAUGGUGACUCUGCACGCCGAUCUUUAUUUGCUGUGCUCACGAUUCGACAGCAGUUUCACGGUGCGGCUCGAUGAGGCUUCGUGCGAGGAGGUGCUGCGUAACUGCGGGCCCGUGCUAGACAUGACCACGCAUCAAAACGGCAGCCGAUACAGCGUUGUGGCGUCCACCGGCAUCCACCGCGGCGGCGGCAUCAGCGUGCUGCGAAGCGCUGUCAUGCUGCGGGAUCAGGCGGACAUACCCCUUCACUGCCACCCGCAGCGCGUCCUUUGCGCCGGCGAGCUAAUGUGCAUCACGAUGGCGGCCGCAGCGAACCGGUUCUUCUUUGUGUCGACGCGUGCCCUCACGCUGGAGGAGCUCGCGCCUCAUAUGUUCCCGGAGAUCGUCUCGCGUCACCCCCUUGUCGAGCUCGGCCUCGAUGCUGCGCUCGACAGGCUGGUGCUCAUUUCAGUCCGCGGCAUCACCUGGUUGCGUUUGUCGGGGCCUCGAGUCGAGGCGGUGUCGAAGCUGCCCCGCCAGGACGAUGACCCGCAAAUCCUUUUCGCGGUCGUUCGGCACGGCGUAACAGUGGUGUGCGACGGGAGCGUCGUAACCGUGUACCGUGGCCAGGAGGUGGUCCACACGGUGCCGCCUCUCGCCGGCGUCGCCAUCUCGGCGGUGUCGCUAGUGAGCCCUACGCUGCUCGUGGUGGGGCAGUGGAAUGGCGUUGUCGCCUUGUACGAGCUGGGGCGCCGCCAAGCAGUCGUGGUGGGGCGACUGCUGUUGGACUCCGUGCCGCGCACUAUUGCGUGCGCGGUCCCGCCACUUUCACCGUCGUCGAUGGUGGGCGAGGCGGCGUUGCCGAUCAUCUACGUCGGCACCCUCCACGGCUUUCUGGUGGAGACCACGGUUGCACUCCUGCGGCGUGGGGAGACGUCUCGCUCGGUGUUCGUUGCCCCGCACCCGCUCGAGCUCCAAGAGCUUGCAGGCCCGCACGCGGGACUGCUGUGCCUCGGCCAUGUCCCCCUGGUCGUAUUGUAUCUCGGGGGUGGCGGUCUACAGCUGACUGGGCUGCACCUGAUGGGCGUCUCGGCCGCCGCGACAGUGGACGCCGACUUACAGUGCUACGCCUUUUACUCCAGGCAAGAUGGUCGUCUUCACAUUGGCUCCCUUGAGGCGCUCGAGAAGACGUCGCGGACCUUCUUGCCGCUCGGCGAAACGAUCACGCAGCUGCACGAGACCGCUGCCUGGGGUGGCUACGCGGCGUCGGUGCGCAAGGUGGAAGGGGAUGAGGUUCUUUUUCUGCCGUCGACUGCCAUACAGUUCCCGUGGGCCGCCGACCUAACUCUGUGGCGCUCUGCCGCCGUGCCGCUCCUCGAGAACGAGCGCUGCGUCUUUCUUCAGACGGUGCGGCUGGACGGUGCAGAGGGUGGCGGGUCGGGAGAGAGGGGCGGCGAGCAAAACGACGCGGCGGCGGGCGGCAGCGGUGGCGUGAGCAAGGAGGAAUGGCAGCAGCUGCUUCUCAUCGGCUCCUCUUUCACGUUUCCGGAUGAGCAGCGCGCGCGGUCAGGAAGGAUUACGUGGUGUGCUCUGCGUGAGGAGCAUCAACGACAGCGACUGCACCUCAUCGCGAGCAAAGACAUUGGUGGCGCGCUGCAGUGCUGCGCUGCGGUGCCGCACUACAAGGGCCGUAUUGCGCUUGGCGUCAACGGCUGUGUCUGUUUGUACAAUUGGAACACGGAGGAUCAAACCUUUGUGGCCGAGGAGCGCUGCCGUAUCGGGCUCACGGUGACAAAGCUGAUUCCCCUCUACGACACAUCUCUGGCCGCCUCGGUACUCGUCGCGUUGGACGUGCGCCAUAGCGCCUUCUUCAUUGAGGUGGACACGUUGCAGGGAAGCCUCAAGGUGCUUUGCCGCGACGCGGACUUGCGCGGCGUCAUGGACGGGCACAUCGGCUCCGACGCCGAGAACCUCUGCCUCUUCGAUGAUAGCCUGAACUUCACGGCGAUGAAGGUGGUCCCUUUGCCUGUUGAGGCAGGCGACGGCGAUGCCGCUGCAGCUGGUAGUGUGACCGCCCAGUACCGCUUUGAGGUGCGUGCGCAGUGCCACCUGGGCGACUUGGUGACGUGCGUCCGGCCGGGCUGCUUUGCCGCCACGUCGCUGAUGGAGGCACCAGCGGCCUGCUCGUUGUCCCGGAAUCGACUGCUUUUGCCGGGUAUUGCCGGCCCACAGCUCGUGUUCGCUACGGCGCACGGCGGCUUUGGUGUGGUGACGCCAGUGCAAGCCGCCACGUACCUUGUCCUGCGCGCCCUUGAGGCAUCAUUGGUGCGCACGCUGCAACCCGUGGGCGGUCUUUCGCACCAGGCAUUCCGCGAGGUCUUACGCGCCGGCCAAGAGCGAGGGGUGAGCUACCUUGCGUCCAAGACGGGGUGCGCGCUGACGCGGGAGCGCUUGCGACGGUAUGAGCCGCUCAACACUGUGGACGGUGACAUGGUAGAACUGUUUGUGCAGCUCCCGCCGAGCGACAAGAAACACAUCUGCCGCGUCGCCACGGAGGUGUUUCUCCACGCCUUUGCCCACUGCCUCAAUGAGUCCGGGACCUUUGUCGCACCACCAGCGAAAGAGGAGCAGUGCGUCCUCGGGGCCGUAGGAACGGCAAUGCGACCCUUUGCACAGUAUCCCGAGAAGACGAUUGCCCAGGCGAAUGCGUUUCUGUAUCAGGGAGGCCUUCCGCAUAUUCCGUUCGCAGCUGAGGCGGUUGAACAGCAGGUAAUGAAUCUUCAGCGGGCGCACUAA